This is a messenger RNA of Lactuca saligna, 516 nucleotides long. The record is from the annotation of a GenBank genome assembly. NCBI's taxonomy places the organism in Eukaryota, Viridiplantae, Streptophyta, Magnoliopsida, Asterales, Asteraceae.
AUGAUCCACAAGCCAAAGGAAGUUCCUCAUUUCGGGUGUUGGGUAAUCCAAAAACUGCUCAGAAACUCCAUGAGCAAUGGUGGCCAGCUUCACUGUGGAGGAAUGGUCUCAAUUAUAGUUGAACAUCUUGGUCUCCACCUACCCAACAACCAUACUAACAUAAUUCCAGGCCGCACUCAUUUAUCUAUUGAUGUUAUGGAUACUAUGCACCUCUUUUACUGCCAUCCCAAUGGGGUUGUUCAUUGGACCAUAGAUGGUAGAGAGUAUAUACGAAUUGACAGCCGAAAUAUGAAGAUACUCGCUUUGGUCAAUGACAUCCCAUCUACAAAUUGGCGCCACCAGUCCAACUUGGGUGUUACUACAGCCCGUAGAACUCCAACCACCACCCCUGCUCCCCUGCUCCAACUUCAGGUGCCGCUAGAUCGUCUCACCCCAUUCCUUUUCCCGAACACAACAUUUACAUGGGUGAGUUUACAUGAUGGUACCACCAUUACACGAGUCUUCAGCAGGAGGUAG